AUGAAGGAGGUUGCGUUUUGGACUUCACUGGACUUCACUUGCCGCCUGUUGGGGAUUGCCACUGGAGCAGUGCUCAUUGGGGUAGGCACUGAGACGCUGCUGCAGGGGCAGUUCAAAAGCUUGGCAGUCUACUUGCUUUUUUCAGGCGUAGCCGUUUCGGUCUAUGAAGCAGCGUACUUCGCCAGCCUGCUCCUGACAGCCUGCUCAGCCCUCCCUGCGGGAUUCACGAUGCAUGCAUGCUGGAAGGAAGUCAGACGUUGCAGGGCCUUCCAGAAGUUCCUGGCCUAUGUGCUGCUAUCAGUAGCUUGCUUCCUGCACCCUGUUCUUGUUUGGCAUGUCACAAUCCCAGGAACAAUGCUGGUGCUUACUGGUUUGGCCUAUUUCCUACUCAGCAAGCGGCACAAAGAAACAGCAGCCAAUGGACAACCGGGCCAAUGCAGCGACUCCUGCCACGCAUCUGCCGCAGAGAUGGGCGUAGAAGACAUGGAGCAAACAUACACCUUCUCCGGAGGAGCAUGCAGAGGGCAACAGGACUCCCUCCUUGGAUAUGUACGGAGUAUCCUCAGAAGCGGCAACAACCAGGAAAGCGCAGUGAACUCCUCCAACAUACUAAUGGCAAGGAGGCAGGUGCACUUUGAGGAGAAGGUGGUGAACCUUGUCCUCUCCGUCCAAGAGAAUACCGGGAGCCUGUCUGAGGAAAACAUGUCUGACACAGCCCCCAUCCUUGGCCCUGCACCUGUGACAUCCCCAUAG
Eublepharis macularius is the source of this 753-nucleotide messenger RNA. It is a transcript of the gene TMEM72, whose product is annotated as transmembrane protein 72. The coding region runs from base 1 to 753 and encodes 250 amino acids. Lineage: Eukaryota; Metazoa; Chordata; Lepidosauria; Squamata; Eublepharidae. The transcript is spliced from 5 exons. The record is from RefSeq and is a predicted model, not a curated record.